Misgurnus anguillicaudatus (oriental weatherfish) is the source of this 3948-nucleotide messenger RNA. It is a transcript of the gene uba7, whose product is annotated as ubiquitin-like modifier activating enzyme 7. The record is from RefSeq and is a predicted model, not a curated record. Gene Ontology annotation, cellular component: cytoplasm; nucleus. Gene Ontology annotation, biological process: DNA damage response; protein ubiquitination; ubiquitin-dependent protein catabolic process. Gene Ontology annotation, molecular function: ubiquitin activating enzyme activity. Lineage: Eukaryota; Metazoa; Chordata; Actinopteri; Cypriniformes; Cobitidae.
CGAACACACCUUUCGUUUUGAGUAACUUCUCGUCUUGUGACCGGAAGCUUUGAUUAUAAAACAAAAACAAAUAAUUAUCUAUUUAAUCGCCACAUAAAAAUGAAAACAUGCGAAUUGCCGAGUUGAAUUUUAACUAAAGUGAAAGUGAAACUCUUUCCUCAGAAAUGAAACCACUUUCUGUUUUGACAGUGAACGCGACAGACUCAAAACACAACCUCCCGAAACAGGAAUAUGGCUCAGACUGAUAUUGAUGAGGGUUUAUAUUCUCGACAACUGUAUGUCAUUGGCCAUGAUGCGAUGCGUCGCAUGGGACAGGCGGAUGUACUCAUCGCUGGGAUGCGAGGUCUGGGCAUUGAGAUUGCCAAGAACGUCAUUCUGGCCGGUGUCCGGUCAGUUACCAUCCAAGAUGAGGAUGUGGUGGAGUGGAGAGAUUUGUCUUCCCAGUUUUACCUGAAGGAAACUGAUCUGGGCCAAAACAGAGCCAUGUGUUCAGAAAAACAGCUGUCCAGUCUGAAUGUCUACGUCCGAGUGUCUGCUUACACUGACAAACUCACUGAGGACUUUCUCAAACAGUUUCAAGUGGUUGUGCUCACAAAUUCCUCCAUGGACGAGCAGUUACGCUUGGGAAAGUUUUGCAACUUGAACAAAAUAAAGUUUAUUGUGGCUGACACCAGAGGUCUUUGUGGGCAGUUAUUCUGUGAUUUUGGAGAUUCUUUCGAGGUUAGAGAUACAGAUGGAGACGCUCCAGUCUCGGCUAUGAUUUCACAUAUUAGCAAGGGAAAUCCGGGCAUUGUGAGCUUUACAGACGAGGAAAGCCACGAGUUUACUGAUGGCAUGUUUGUGACUUUUUCUGGGAUCCAAGGGAUGACAGAACUUAACGGCUGUGCCCCUAUUGAGAUCAAAGUUAGAGACAAGUACUCCAUCACUAUCUGUGACACUUCAGGCUUUUCUGACUAUGAGAAGAGCGGAGUGGCGACUGAGGUCAAACAGCCAAAGAUCUUCAACUUUAAACCUUUGGACGUGGCUUUGAAUGAAGUUCUUAGAGAUCCUGAGGUCCUGGAGAUGACAGACCAUGGCAAAAGAGAAAGACAUUUAUCUCUCCACCUGGCUUUUCAAGCCCUGCAUAUUUUCUUUAAGAAUAACAGCCGAAUACCGAGUCCUAGAUCUCAGGCCGACGCCGAACAGGUGGUCAAAAUAACAAAAGAGCUCUGCGUGACCACAGGGUUCAACGAACUUGAUGAAGAUGUUGUGCGUAAAUUAUCUCUGAGUGCCAGCGGUGACCUGGCGCCUCUCAAUGCUUUUAUUGGGGGUCUGGCAGCUCAAGAGGUGGUAAAGGCUUGCAGUGGUAAAUUCACUCCUCUCAGACAGUGGCUAUACUUCGAUGCCCUUGAAUGUUUGCCUGAAGAUGAGGAAGUUCUGACUGAAGAAGCCUGUGCUCCUAGAGACUGUAGAUACGAUGGACAGAUCGCUGUGUUCGGAUCUGCUUUUCAAGACAAACUAAAGAGACAGAAGUAUUUUUUGGUUGGAGCUGGAGCUAUUGGCUGUGAGCUGCUGAAAAACUUCGCUCUGAUUGGUCUGGGUGCAGGAGAGGGCGGGAACAUCACGGUUACAGACAUGGACUCCAUUGAGCGAUCAAAUUUGAAUCGACAAUUUUUGUUUCGCUCUCAGGACAUUGGGAGGCUGAAGUCCGAGGCAGCAGCUGAAUCAGUUAGAAGUAUGAAUCCCUACAUGAAUAUCAUUGCCCAUCAAAACCGUGUGGCUCCAGAAACAGAGCAGGUGUACACAUAUUCAUUUUAUGGUCAGCUCGACGGAGUGGCAGCCGCCCUGGACAAUGUGGAUGCCAGAGUCUAUCUUGACAAAUGUUGUGUGAGGAGUAAAAAGCCCAUGCUGGAGGGAGGAACUCUGGGUAGUAAAGGCCACACGCUGGUAGUAGUACCACAUCUGACCGAGUCAUAUGGACCCUCAUCUGGAGGACAGAAAGCCAUUCCACUGUGCACUCUCAAAAACUUCCCACACCGUAUAGAGCACACCUUACAGUGGGGCAGAGAUCAGUUUGAAGGCCUCUUUAAGCACACAGCAGAGAAUGUAAACCAGUUUCUCAGUGACCCAGCGUUUGUGGAUCGCACUGUCGCCCGUGGAGAUGUAGAGGCUGUAGAAGUGUUGGAAGGAGUCUAUAGGAGUCUGACCCAGGAACAGCCACAAAAUUGGACUGACUGUGUCGGCUGGGCUCGCAGACAGUGGGAAACACUUUACAACAAUGAUAUUAGACAGCUGCUGCACUGCUUUCCCCCUGAUCAGGUAACCACCUCUGGACUCCCAUUCUGGAUGGGUGCAAAAAGAUGUCCACAUCCUUUGACCUUUGACACCAACAAUGUCACCCAUAUGGACUUUAUUGUGGCAGGGGCCAAUUUAUAUGGGAAUAUCUACGGGAUUAAAGGCUCAAGAAAUCGUGCGGAAAUUCAGAGCAUUUUGCAUGGAGUAAAAGUGCCUGAAUUCGUUCCUAAAUCCAGCCUGAAGAUCGCCGUGACCGAUGAGGAGCUUAAAGAGAGUUACGAAGAGAAAAAAGAUGAGGACAUGGUCAAGCUAAAGAUGUUACAGGAGAAACUGUCAAAACUCCGGCUGAGCGUCCGGAACGUCCGGAUGCAUCCGCAGGAGUUCGAGAAGGAUGAUGACAACAAUUUCCACAUGGACUAUAUAGUUGCUGCAUCCAACCUGAGAGCAGAAAAUUAUGAUAUACCAACAGCUGACCGCCACAAAAGCAAGUUAAUUGCUGGCCGUAUCAUUCCAGCCAUCGCCACAACAACAGCUGUUAUCGCCGGACUGAUGUGUUUGGAGCUGUAUAAGCUUGUCCAGGGUCACCAGGAAAUCAGAUUUUACCGCAAUGCAUAUGUCAACCUGGCCACUCAAUAUUUUGUCCUCUCACAACCUUGUCAAUCUCCAAAAUUUACAGUCGCAGGGAAACGCUACUCGAUCUGGGACGACUUCCUGCUGCAGGGUCGACUCGGGGGUCCGGAGGAAAUGACCUUGGAGGAACUGUUGAAACACAUUAAGGAAAAGCAUAACUUGACGGUCACUGGUUUAUACUAUGGUCCUGCUGUGUUGUACAGUGACCUAUCGAAUCACAAGGAUCGCCUUAAUCUAAGCAUAUCUGAAUUGGUACGGUCCGUAACCAAGGAGAUUCCGGAUCAUCAGGAAAUGUUGGAGAUUGUUCCGUCAUUUGCUGAAGAUGAGGACUGUGUUGAUGUCCCGCCCAUCAGGUACCUCAUCAGAUGAUGUCAAUCCUACAUUAGGGAACGUCACCAAAUGACCAAUUAAUGUCUGUCUGUUAUCUGUGACUAAUGUUUAUUUUAUAAUGAUAUUUAAUAAUUAUAUACAAAUGUGAAUGCAAAUGUUGUUAUAAAACAGGGAUUAAAAUAAUAAAUGUAUUGAGGUUGAGUCUUAUUGGAUCAAAAGAUGGAUUAUGUGCCCACUUUUAAGAACAUUUGGACAAUUUUAUUUGAAAACAAGAUUAAUAUGCUGUUUUGCAGGAACACUGUUUAACCUAAACUUCACUACGAUUUAUUUUGUUAUUCUAUAGACAGCAUGCAAGUUUUGUUCUUUGGUGAAUUAUUUUAAAACACAUUUGUAUUUUCUGCAACAUUACCCCUUUGAUUUUGUUGUUCCUGCCCCCAUCACUUUGUUAUGCACCCAUAGCCCCCACUCCUCACCAAACUAUUAUCAUGUAUGAAAUCAAUGAAAGACAGAGCUAGAAACAGCUCAGUUGGGUUCAGUUUGAUCUUAUCUUGAUUCAUUGAAUCACCAGGACACCUUUGAGUGUCACACCUAAUCACAUUACAUUAUAUUCACAUUCUUUCUGUUCAAUUCUGUGCACAAUUGUUAGUCGAGGAUUUUAUCUGUUUAAAUCUCAUAUCAUUGUUACAGCAUCAGUAAAGACCAAUUAUGAGAAAA